This is a messenger RNA of Diachasma alloeum, 2822 nucleotides long. RefSeq names its product glycosylphosphatidylinositol anchor attachment 1 protein (gene GAA1). Bases 103 to 1986 code for a protein of 627 amino acids. Lineage: Eukaryota; Metazoa; Arthropoda; Insecta; Hymenoptera; Braconidae. Gene Ontology annotation, biological process: attachment of GPI anchor to protein. Gene Ontology annotation, cellular component: GPI-anchor transamidase complex; membrane. The transcript has 7 exons. The record is from RefSeq and is a predicted model, not a curated record.
UGGCGCCGGUGCUGCUCCUAAAUAUCGACUUUACGAGACGUUUGAGUUGACAUAUCUGGAGGUUAAUUCGGGAACAAUUAAUAAUCCAAAUAUAUAGGGAGGAUGGGUCUCCUGACGGAUCCCAGAGCUGGAAACGCUGAGAUGAUAAAGCUCCUCUUGAGGUGGGAAAGAGCUCUGUGCUUUUUUAUUUAUCUCGGGGGAGUCGUGUGGAUGGCGAUGCUCGCCUCACCCAUGUUCAAUGAUGGUACAUACUUCUCGGAGAAUGCUCUCCUCCCAGGUCUCGUGACGAAGGAGAGUAACCUGGAGCACACAGCUCGCCAGUACCACAGGGAGCUCGUCGACGAGAUGAAGAGGUACCCAGACAACAUGCCCUACGCCUGGAUCCUCGCCAAGUUCAAUCAACUUCAUCUCGACGUCUACACCCACAACUUCACCCUGAAUUACCCUUUCACAGGGCAUCAGUUCACUGGGCAGAAUGUUUACGGGAUUGUCAGAGCCCCCAGAGCUGCCUCCACAGAGGCAAUUGUCGUCAGUGUCCCCUUCAGAGCUGCCAACAGUGUUCAUCCAACUACUGCACCGUCUAUUGCCCUUCUCCUGGCGUUUGCCAAGUUCUGCAGGAAGCAAAAAUACUGGGCGAAGGACAUAAUCUUCCUAGUAACAGAGCACGAGCAGUUGGGAAUGCAGGCAUGGCUGGAUGCCUACCACGGUGUUGUCAGCGGUCAGGCUGAUGUCCUGAACGCAGGUGAUCUCGAUGGACGAGCUGGAUCCAUCCAAGCUGCCAUCAAUCUGGAGAUGCACGCCAUGAAAGUCGCCUCGAUCGACGUCAAGAUCGAAGGCCUCAACGGGCAGUUACCCAACCUGGACCUCGUCAACCUCGCCCAGAACGCAAUAAAAAAAGAAAUGGUUCGCGGAACCUUCCAGAAGCGAUUCGACAUGAGCAACAAAUUCCCUCAAUUCAAGAAAUGGUCCCAUCACUUUCACACUCUAGCCUCGAUGGUCCUGACACAGGCAACUGGGGUGCCAACUGGAAAUCAUGGGCUCUUCCACAGGUAUGGAAUAGAGGCAAUUACUCUCGAGGGAAUGGAGAAAACCGAUCGUGGAGCUGAAGUGAACUUCGAUAGAAUCGGAAGAAUAGUGGAGAGCAUGGUUCGAUCACUGAAUAAUCUAUUGGAACGUUUCCACCAAUCGUUCUUCUUUUAUCUACUCGCUGCCACUGAUCGUUACAUCUCCAUUGGCCUCUACAUGCCCGCCCUGGUCGCCAUAAUCGGUUGCCUCUUCAUAAAAGCCUUCUGCAUGUGGUUAAAACACCAACAAUCCACUGGAAACACCCCAGGGGACAGUUCCACUGAGUCUGAAGCCUUCGAAAUCGGCUACAUUGCCUCAGAGCUCCUCUGGUCCCACAUCUUCGGAGUUGCAGUGAUGAAUUCCCCUAAACUGUUCGCAUCACUGGGGUCACAGUAUCUGCAGCUGGAGGCUGAAAAUUCAGUUUACUAUGGUUCCGCCUGUAUCACAGUCCUGACACUGUCACGGUUCUUCUUCAUGAAAAGACGUUCGAGGCAAGAGAAUGUCUCUCUGAUCUGCAUAAUAGCCCUCGUGGAGCUGGCAACAGGCCUCAUGAGCAUAGCAAUGCACAAUGCCUCACUAGCCCUCCUCGCAGGGAUGCUGUACGUGCCAAUUGUCCUCCUGAUCGCCCCGAGAUCCGACCCCUCAGGAUCGAGGGGCUUUCUCUACAUCUUCUGGACCCUUCUCCACCCCUUCGUAACCGCCUCCCUCGUGGUGGCUGGCUACACCUACUUCCACUUCUCUGAGGAGAGCUUCGGGAGCCUGAUAGCGCGGAGCUUCGACGCCACCAAGAAGGCCCUCCUCUUCAGCAUAAUCGACUCCAUGAUCUAUGGGAACUGGCUGUUCAACGUCACCGCCACUGUUAUCCUCCCCAUCUGGCUGCUUUUAUCAAAUGUUAUAGCUAACGAGGCUGUUACGGAUUAGGAUUAGGAGUCGUCGAGGAUGUCAUUCGUCAUCAACUGUAAAUAUCGCAUCGGUAAUCAUCAUUUAGGAAAGAGGGUCAAACGACCAUUUUUUACAUCUCGAAACGUUAAUUUUACGAAUUAAUUAAUCCAUUGAUUGAUUGACUGAUUGAUUUGUUUUUCUUCUUUUGUACGUCUUUAAUAAUAACUUUAAUUGAGAAAUUUCAACAAUUAAUGGGUUUUCAAAUCAACAGAACUCAAUGUAAAUGGUUUUUGCCGAUUUAAAAGUCUCAUUAUUUUCUGAAUGCAUUCAAAAGUCUUAUUCAUCAUCAACGGAUAAAUAUUUUGGUGAAAGAAAUUGUAGAUUUUUUUUUCAACUAGUGCAAAACACAUUCAUUAAAUUCAGAUAAAAUUAACACAUGCCAACAAUCAAAUGAUUUAGCUAAAUAUCUUUUAAAAAUGACUAGUUUUCCUCUCACAAACUAGUCUCCCACGAACAACACUUGUAGCAAAAAAUGUAAAUACGUCAACAUUACGCAAUACUAGACGACUGAAACGUCUUUGCAUCAGCAAGACUUCAACUUAAAAUUUUUUAAAUCUCUUGAAUAUAAAAUUUGGAAACAUGCAAAACAAAUUCGUCAAAUUGCCACAAAAUGAAGAGAUGUUAACAGUGAAAUGAUGUAAUUAAAUAACUUUCAAAAGCGUAAAAAUUUUCCUCUUCCAAACUAGUCCCCCACGAACAGCGCUUCUAUUAAAAAUGUAAAUACGUCAAUAAGUAUUUGUUAUCUAAUUUCGAAAGCCUCCAGGGUCACUUAUGAAAUAUCUGACUCAUGCCGUCUAUAUGCUAAGUAGUGACAC